AUGCAAGACAUUAAUUCCGUCGAUAAUGUCUCCAUUGAAUCGGAUGGAUUGGCCAAAUACCUACUUAAGGAAAAUUUACUUCUUACUGCACUCGAGUAUCACUAUGAGCUACUCGAACGCGGCAAAAUGGUUGAAUGUUUGAAAGAUUUCUUUGAAAAUCCUAGCAAUUUCGACACUUUUGAAAAUUUCCAACCGCCCGAGGCGCCUUUAAAGUCAUGUGUAAGUGUUUCGACACUGGAUUCGAUGGAUUUGCAUGCUGAUACCGAAGACACCAGUGCUAUUCAAAACCAGGUUAAAGCGACAAACACUAAUGAAGCUCCCAAUAAGGACGAAAUGGGGCAGACCGCAGUCCCGGCCAUGGCUCUUGAAAAACGAACCAUACGUUUUCUGAUAAACGAGCAUCUUCUGAGUUCAGGGUAUAAACUCACAGCGGUUCAGUUUGCCGAGGAAUGUGAAGUAGACGAGCAACAAGAUUUGGACGAUUGGGCCGACACCGACACCAGUUUCCAGGACCUCAGACAGGAGCUGGAGGCGGCUCAUCGUAAUCUCAGCAUGAUGCAGUGCAGCCAGGGUGCCCUGAAAGCCGAACUCGAAGUUUCCCAUCAGCAAGUUGAUGAUCUACGUGGGAAGAUUAGCCGUUUGGAGUCAGAGAAUCUCAGUCUCUCCCAGGAGUCAACCUACUGGCGAAAUCAACUUCUGUGCCUCAAACGAAAGGUCCCAACAGAAUUCCUGCACUGCGCAACGCAGAUGCUCCCAUCGCCCGAGAACUCAUCAGUCGACGUCGUAACCACCUCCUUCCGAUUGGCCGACUCCGUCGAUGAGAUCAUCAUCAUUGUGGGCCGUCAGAUAGAAAGCAUUUUGUCGGCUCUACCAGAGAACUCCAAGGCCGUAAGUCACCCUCACUAG
This is a messenger RNA of Dibothriocephalus latus, 906 nucleotides long. Lineage: Eukaryota; Metazoa; Platyhelminthes; Cestoda; Diphyllobothriidea; Diphyllobothriidae. The record is from the annotation of a GenBank genome assembly.